AUGGAUGUGGGUUUCUCGGGCCUGCCAGAUGUGUCUCAGAGUCAUAGCAAGACUUUGUGGGGGGCUCGGGGCAGGGGCCCCUCCAUACGUCGCCAGCGGGAGUUCAUGCCAGAAGAAAAGAAGGACACAGUUUACUGGGAGAAGCGGAGGAAGAACAAUGAAGCAGCCAAGAGAUCCAGGGAAAAGCGACGUCUCAAUGAUGCAGCCAUUGAGGGCAGGCUGGCUGCACUGAUGGAGGAGAAUGCCCUGCUCAAGGGUGAGCUGAAGGCGCUCAAGCUUCGCUUUGGCCUCCUGCCCCUGACUGGUGGGCCCCGGGCCUUGCCCCUGCAGGCUCUGCUAUUGGAAGCCCCCUGGACUGGGGACCCCCAGCCUGGGGCUGAAGCACUCUCAUCCUUGUCUGGCUCUCACAGCUGCCUCUUAAGGCCAUGUUCCCUGGAUGCUGGGAUUCCAGGAUGUCGGGGCUGCCUGCUGGCUCCCAGAUGGACUGGCUUGGCCACUUCUCCUAGGUCCCCCCAAAAGUCUGCAUCUCCUACCCUCAACAGAAUUGACAUGGCCUUGCAGACUGCCCUCCCACCUGCCCUCUUCAGCUGUCACCUCUUGGAGGGGCAUGUAGGGUCCAGACCAGAGCUCAGACCCUGCUGGGGGCUGUGGUCACCAGUGCCCUCUGGAUGCCGGGCUUCAGGGCCAUCAGAUGUGUUGCUGACACCCACUGCUGAUCCCAUGGGUCUGUCUCCUGGGGUGACCUGCCCCGUCCCAGGGAACAGUCAUGAGGGUCUGGGUCAGCCCUCUCUGCCCCACAAACUGCGCAUCAAGUCCCGAGCCUCAGGCAGGGUACCUCGUGGCUGGGAGGGUGGUCAGGCGCCCCUCUGA
Messenger RNA from Gorilla gorilla gorilla (western lowland gorilla), 870 nucleotides. RefSeq names its product NFIL3 like basic leucine zipper (gene NFILZ). NCBI's taxonomy places the organism in Eukaryota, Metazoa, Chordata, Mammalia, Primates, Hominidae. The record is from RefSeq and is a predicted model, not a curated record. The coding region runs from base 1 to 870 and encodes 289 amino acids. Gene Ontology annotation, molecular function: DNA binding; DNA-binding transcription factor activity. Gene Ontology annotation, cellular component: nucleus. The transcript has a single exon. Gene Ontology annotation, biological process: regulation of DNA-templated transcription; circadian rhythm.